Ostrinia furnacalis (Asian corn borer) is the source of this 3129-nucleotide messenger RNA. RefSeq names its product monocyte to macrophage differentiation factor 2. Gene Ontology annotation, molecular function: pore-forming activity. NCBI's taxonomy places the organism in Eukaryota, Metazoa, Arthropoda, Insecta, Lepidoptera, Crambidae. Gene Ontology annotation, cellular component: membrane. The coding region runs from base 186 to 980 and encodes 264 amino acids. The record is from RefSeq and is a predicted model, not a curated record. The transcript is spliced from 4 exons.
AUUCUGUCAAGUGAGAUCGACCGAGGUGGUUGUUGUACAAAAGGGAGGAAAAAUGUGUUCUCUAACAGAAAAACGUAAAUUGAAUUAAUAUCAUGAAUGUUGGGAAUAAUAUAAGCUUAAGCGUACAGUCUUUGGUCUCAUGACCAUUUAAUGUUUAGCUGCCAUUCCAAUAAAACAUAAGCCAAAUGGGUGACGUUGUAAGCUUAUUUUCUGUGAUAAUAAUGAAAUUUAAAUCUAAGUUCAAUGAAAGUAAAAUUUAUUUCCACUAUGAUCUUCCCUGGCAAAAGCUGAAAUCCGUGAAGUGGAUGAAUGAAAGGGCUACGUCCAACAAGGCCUAUGUGCCAACCACAGUGGAGAAUGUGGCAAACGUGUGCACGCACGCACUUUGCGUGGCGCCCGCGUCGCUUGGUGCGCGUGAGCUGCUCACGCGGUCCGUCAACGCGCCGCAAGCGAUCGCCGCGGUGGUGUACGGGCUGGCCCUAUGCCUCCUUUUUGCAGUCUCAACCACCUUCCACUCCGUAUGCUGCUGCCGAUCUGACACUAGAAUGAAGCACUUCCUCCACCGCUGCGACCGGGCCAUGAUAUACAUCUUCAUCGCAAGCUCGUACUUCCCCUGGCUAACUGUCGGGACAUUAUCCUGUUGGAUGCUCCGGGAACUUCGCUGGGCCAUCUGGCUGCUGGCGGUGCUAGGGAUCACCUACCAGCAGAUCUUCCACGAGCGGUACAAGAUGCUGGAGCUGCUUCUCUACCUCGUCAUGGGACUGGGACCCGCUGCCAUAAUCAUUACCUCCAACCACCAGUUCCCCGCGAUGUACGACCUGAAGCUGGGCGGCAUGCUGUACCUGAUGGGCGUGUUCUUCUUCAAGUCGGACGGACGCAUCCCCUUCGCGCACGCAAUAUGGCACGUGUUCGUGGCCCUCGCCGCCACGGUCCACUACCUCGCCAUCCUCCGACACCUCUUCCCCGAACUCAAAUCCUAAAGACUGCCCGAAUCUCCUUCUAGAGCUCUCUACCUAUUUUUGUACCCCAACUCGACCGCAAGGCCGCAGAUUAAACAAUCUAACAAUCAGCGAUCGCCACCGGCCGGACCUUUGUACACCAAUCUGAGCCUUUUAUCCACUCACUUGACGAUCGAGUACGUACAUCAUUCCACUUGACUCAUUUCCAUGCUGUCGGAUUGACCUAACGCGUUUGCAUAUCUACCUACCUGUGCCCUUUAACUGUAAGCAACUAUAGAUCUGAUUACCAUACUCAUAGUCAUUUUAGAGAUAGGCAUCGAUUAUCGAUUGCAGAGCUGAUAAUUUGGUAAUUCGUUUCGUGGCAGCGAACAGCAUGGAAGCGUUCGGCCAAAUAUCUAGUUAUGAUCGAAAUGUGUGUAUAUUUUGUAAGAUAUUGUUGAACUUAUUGUAUUGUUGUAGCGUUGUAGUCGUAUCUCAGAAUCUCGAGACCAAUCCAACCCUUUUAGAGUACCUAUAUAAAUGUAACGGGGUUUUUAGAAACGUUUAUACCUAUUCUUAUAUAUAUCCAGUUUUUUUCAGCGAGAUCUUUUAUACACCUCAAUGUGACUUUUCCCUAGGUUAGUUGGUUAUACAUUUUAGCGUAGCUAGUUCAAUGUACCACUCUUAUCUAUCUCAUAGGUUUUAAAUUUUAACGGUCAUGAAUAUCCUAUACUUAUCGUAUGUUUUUCCUCACUACCUACUUAUUUAAUUAGACUUAUUUAUUGUCCCAACAUAGAUUUGUUAAGAAUUGCUCAAUCAUUCAUGUGAAUAGGUAAUUUUUUGCUAGACUUCCAAAUUGAAACUUAUAUUAGGAUUUUAAUGGAACCUUCGCAAUUUGUGAGUCGAAUUUUAUGCCAUACUGUUACUAACCUACUUACUAAUAAUGAUGUGAUGCGAGAGAUCACUGUGCAUUGUUCGCGGGUGGUCUGAUACAAGAACAAUCGAUUCUGUUUGAAGUGGGACGGAGUGACAUCAAUGCGCCUCGCAGUUCCAACUGUCGGACGAUUCUCAACGAACGAUUCCUCAACAACACACCAUUGUGUUGUAAAACAAUUUUGAACUAAACUGAAUUAAUGAUUUACCUAAUUUAAAUCAAAGGAUUGUCCAGACCGAUGAAUCGACAAUUUAUUAUUUAAUUCUAGUCAGUUUGCUACAAACAUAUUUGUCGAAAUAGCGUGAUAUUAUUGAAUCUAUUGUAUGAAACCCGAUCGUUACCUACCGGCUAGUCUGGCAAAUGAAGGGCUGGAAUCAAAAUAUCAGACGGAAAUAUCAUAGUUAUUUAUAGUAGUUAGUCGAGAAACACUGCGACAGAUUAUAUUGAACUAUGUACCAUAAACUUUCAUUUGCCAAGCUCAGCCUUACAACAUAUUUUCGCUAUUGCUCAUUUUCGAUGGACAAAUAUUGGUAUUGUGAUCUCAAAAUAUUUAUAAUGGAGGCUAACUAAUUUUUUAUAAACAACUUUUAUUUAUUUUUUACUAAUCAAAAUUAUGUAGUUACCAUUUUAGUCAUUAUUGUUAUGUUUCUCAAUGUAUUUGUUUUGAGAAAUGAGGACUAACUUUUAAGUUCUUAUAUCCUUGACAUCUAAAUGAGUUCUAUCGAAAAUGAAUAAACAAUAUUAUACUAAACAUAAACAGUACAUGUUUGGUGAACCCAUUUCAUGCCGGUUAGUCAAGGUUGUCACAGGGUAAUUUGGUAUAAUACAACAUACAUAAUUGCACAAAACUCAUGGUUAAUCAACCUACCAUGUCGGUGAAAUUAUUCGUAUAUAUUACCUAUGUAAUUCGAAACUAAUGUUCAAAGUUAUUUUGUAAUUUAGAAAAACAGAAAAUUGUAGUUUUAUUUUUAGGUAAACAAUGGUAUCGGGUUGUAGAACAUCUAUCUAAAUGAUAAAUAGGGUUUUAUAUUCCAGUUAGGGAAAUUAAUGUUUAUUAGUAUCCUCUAAGAGUGCAAAGUAUUUUUAAGUAGGGAAUGGUGAAACUUUAUUCUUUUUGGGUUUUAGUUUACACUUCGGGUCUAAAUAGGGUCCUAUCGGUAAUUUAAUUAAUUCAAUUAUUCAAUAUGCCAAACCUAAAAGAUCUUUAUGGUUUAAUAAGCCAAUUGAAUUGUACAGUAACAUGUAUAAAAUAGUCCU